Messenger RNA from Mixia osmundae IAM 14324, 1854 nucleotides. RefSeq lists its product as uncharacterized. NCBI's taxonomy places the organism in Eukaryota, Fungi, Basidiomycota, Mixiomycetes, Mixiales, Mixiaceae. The transcript has 5 exons. The coding region runs from base 1 to 1854 and encodes 617 amino acids. The record is from RefSeq and is a predicted model, not a curated record.
AUGACACUCUCCGCGAGCACUGCGAUCCUGCUGGCUGUCACCCACCACCCGGCUCGGCACGGUACCAAUGCGCCGCCUCUGGUUCAUGAUGACGGCGAUGCAACUUCCACUUCCGGGCAGAGUGCCAGUGCGAACAUGCAUACGGCCCUGCAUGGCCUGCGUGUCAUGGUCAUCGCAACCGACGCGACCACAGAGCUCAGCGUCGCAGUCUUGCGAACCUUUGCGCCCACUCUCACGAGCUUGGCCAGCGACGUACCCCUCCUUGUUCUCGGCGUCCUGGGGACAGGCAUCGGCUUCCUGAUCGUCACGCGUACAGAUCUGCCCGUCAUCUUUAUGAUCCUUUCGACCCUCGUCGGCGCCCUCUCUGGCGCAAUAGAAGCGACCACGAGCAUUCGCUCACUCGCCGGGAGGCAGCCAGCGCUCGAGGCUGUGCUACUUGCGCAAGCAUUGAUGUCCCUGUGCACGCUGGCAAAGUCGCUCUCACUCUGGACGCGACUGCCGCAACCGUUCAAGAGCGAGAUGGGCGAUCCCCGCCGCAGCAGACGACCUUACACGGGCUAUAGCGGCGCACUAGCGAGCUUGAUCUUCUUCCUGCUUGCUCUUGCUACUGGCAUAGUAGAAGCAGGCUGGCGACUCGGCAUCUUUGUCGCCUCACCUCGACUCGUGCUGCAACUCUAUUUCGCUAGCUCGUUCGUCAUGAUUGCCUUUCUGGUGCUAGCAUCUGCUCUCUUUGCAUUCGGCAUCUUCCGGGGAAGUGAUCUUGCCAGCGAUAUACUCGAGAUGCUGCCAAUCUUCCUCGGCGUCUCACUGGACAGCCUUGUCGCGGUCAUCAACUUCAGCAUACCGGCUUUUUCGGAAAGUGCCACAGGAAGAUUCAUCUCGAGCCUCGCGAGCUUCGUCUUCCUCAUUGAGACGACCUCAUACGCGAUACGGAAGCACACCGCGCGCAAUAUCAGAAAGAUGCAGGCCAGUCCACGUUGGUCGAUCGCGACCUUUGGCAAUGCGGAGCCGGAGAAACUGGACAAGAUGUCUGUUGACGACUAUGGCUCGUCAUCUAUGUCGGACACUAGACCUACCAUACGCAUAGAUCGCGCACCUCUCGAGACGGCUUACUACAACAACGCAGACGACACACUCAGCUUCCUGAAACCAGCAAACACAGCGCGUCCGUCGCCUCAAGCAGCGCUACAAAAGGUUGCAGACGAUUUGCGCAAAGCAGCACUUGCACGCCCUGCUCAGACUGCCAACGACGUGCAGGGACCUCGCACAAUCUCGGUCAUAGAGGAGGAGCCUGCUCUGCCGCCGAUGAAGCGACCGAGUAUGCUGCGAGCCAAUACCGGCCUCUCUAAUACGAUGCCUCGUCUAGAGCGCACUCUGACCGCGCCUAAUCGGGUCACAUUUCAGCAGACUGGGACAAUGGACAAUGCUCGAUCGGCCACCAUCGAUGCCGCCAUCAUCGAGAAGGAAAUUGUGGACAUGCUGACACGCGAUACAGUGUCAUACAUCGGCGCAAGGCCGAAGCCAAUUGAAGCGCCACAGACUCUCAAACACGUCAUUCCAGCAGGAGCGUUCAGCCCAAUCCGAUCUGAGCGAACUACCCUGUCAACAAUCGCGAGCUCAGACAGCACAGGCCAAGUGCAGUGGCAGAGCACCGGAUUGGCGAACAGCGCUGUCUGUGGCAAACGAACAGCGCCGAGCAAAGCUCCUUGCAAGGCGAGAAAGCCCGAACGCACCAAGAGGACGGAAGGUAACUUGAGGAGCACAGUCGAGCGUGGUCUCCAGGCACGAGGAGAGUCGUGGGCGAGCGAGCGAGCGAGCGGGCGAGCGGGUGGCAGGACAUCAGACGAGGCAUAA